UGCACCUUCUCGUCCAUUUACGCUCUCUGGAUUAAUCACAUAAAUAUUGAAGCGCGCGUGUGAAUUUACUACAAUGGCAGACGGUAGAUCACGAUUGUCGGGACACCAGAAUAAAAAACGAAGACUUGAAAAAGGCGCAGAACGACAAAAGCAAGCAGGAGCAUUAGAGUCCUUUUUGAAGAAAGUUGAGCUAAACAAACCAUCAUCACCCAUAUCAGAAACCGGCGCUAUAGUUGAGAUUCCGCUUAAACCUCGAGAAGAACAUACGUCCGAUUCCAAUAUAAUCUGUGAACUGAUGCUUCUACUUCUACGUCAAGCGCUAUUACAGGUGAAAGUGCUUUUACAGGUGAAGGGGCUAUUGCAGGUGAAACUGCUAUUGUAGGUGAAGGUGCUAUUGCAAGUCCAAGUGUUUCUACAGAAUCAACAUCUAUUUUAGAUGUCGACCCAGCCACAUGGCCCAAUAGAUUAACAGACACAGAAAUAAUAUAUUUGGUAAAUAGAGGUUCUCCAGAUCCACUGUAUAAUUUUAAUUUUCCCAAGAUAUCAAUGGUCGGAGGUUUACUUCGU
Bactrocera oleae (olive fruit fly) is the source of this 567-nucleotide messenger RNA. Lineage: Eukaryota; Metazoa; Arthropoda; Insecta; Diptera; Tephritidae. The record is from RefSeq and is a predicted model, not a curated record.